CAGAAGAAAAUGGCAGAUUCCGAUACAGAUCCAGAAGUUGCUCAAAUGCAGUUACAGGCUGAGAUAAUGUGGUGUGUAGAACAGUUUGAAUUGAGUUUACAAUCUGGAAAACUAUCUGAGAAGAAAGCUGCCGAAAUAAAACAGUACAUCAAAAAACUGAAAAAUCCUCUAACUCCUCUUGUGAAAAUCCGCCAAAUAAUGAGAACUAACUACGGUGAUUAUCGUGCUAAAAUGGCUGUGGAUGAAAAAUCGUCGAAACUAGAUUUGAGUAAAGUAAAGAUUACAGAGGGUAAUACAAAAUCUGAAAAACCAUCCUUUAUAAAAAAGAGUGCCGCUAUAUCAGGAUCGAAGGAAGAAAGGGCCAAAACGGAAUUUAAAUUUUCCUUUAACAUUAAACAGUGAUAUUUUUAUUCAGAA
Messenger RNA from Eurytemora carolleeae, 417 nucleotides. RefSeq names its product UPF0488 protein CG14286. The record is from RefSeq and is a predicted model, not a curated record. NCBI's taxonomy places the organism in Eukaryota, Metazoa, Arthropoda, Copepoda, Calanoida, Temoridae. The transcript has 2 exons. Bases 10 to 402 code for a protein of 130 amino acids.